AUGACGCAGCUCUUCAACUCUUCUCCAUCAAGCCACUCCACCAUGACCGAGAAACGCACCUUUUCGGGCAAGGCCCUGUCCACCAACAAGUCGGUCAAUGGAAAGGACGGCCAGGUCUCGCAGCGCAUCAAGAACUUCUUCCGCAUCAAUAGCAGCAAUGACGCCCAGAAGCUCUCCGACGACGCCACGGGCGGUGCCCCAAACUCCAAGAACGAGAAGUCGGGCUUCCGCCAAUCACGAUUCAUCCCGCACAUCACUCGCAACCGCUCUCAGACCGUCGCCAGUGAAGGCAAUCCCCUCGACGACAGCCUCUCGCCUACCGCCCACGCCAAUCCGUAUUUCGCCCACCAAGGACCCCCUGCCCUGCGCCAUCACAACGAUGGCAGCGUGCCCCCAUCUCCCACAGAUUCACAAAACAUACCCAAGACACAAGUGAAUGGUGGUGACGGCCCCGAGGAUGAUCAUGCCACGACGGCUGGAAAGGAGGAAUUGGCAAGGAAACUACGGAGGGUAGCAUCUGCUCCCAACGCUCAGGGCUUGUUCUCAUCUGGCAAGUCUAAUGAAAGACCGCAGACCGCUGAACUCGGCAAGCAGCCCGUUCUGCACCACCCGAACUCAUCUACCCUGAGUAUGGUUGAAACGCACUCGCAAGACUCGACCCACCUUCUACCCAGCGACGCCAGCAAGCCUAUACCGUCUCCGGGCCAGAUUCGCAAUUCUGUGGCUUUCAGGAGGACCUACAGCUCAAAUUCCAUCAAGGUUCGGAACGUUGAGGUUGGCCCGGGCAGCUUCGACAAGAUCAAGCUGAUUGGCAAAGGUGAUGUUGGAAAGGUGUACUUAGUGCGGGAGAAGAAGUCUAGCAGGCUCUACGCUAUGAAGGUCCUGAGCAAGAAGGAGAUGAUCAAGCGAAACAAGAUCAAGCGUGCGUUGGCCGAGCAGGAAAUUCUGGCGACUAGCAACCACCCAUUUAUCGUUACUCUGUACCACUCUUUCCAAUCCGAAGACCACCUCUACCUCUGCAUGGAAUACUGCAGUGGCGGUGAGUUCUUCCGCGCUCUGCAGACACGACCAAACAAGUGCGUUGAUGAGGACGCUGCGCGGUUCUAUGCUGCUGAGGUUACGGCUGCAUUGGAGUACCUGCACUUGAUGGGCUUCAUCUACCGAGACUUGAAGCCAGAAAAUAUCCUCCUCCAUCAGUCCGGCCAUAUCAUGUUGUCAGAUUUUGACUUGUCGAAACAAUCGGACACUGGCGGCCGCCCAACCAUGAUUCUCAGCGGCCGAAGCGGUACUUCGUCAAACAAUCUGCCAACGAUUGACACCAAAUCUUGCAUCAACAACUUCCGAACCAAUUCAUUCGUUGGUACCGAGGAAUACAUUGCACCAGAAGUUAUCAAGGGCUGUGGACAUACGAGUGCGGUCGAUUGGUGGACCCUUGGAAUUCUGAUUUACGAAAUGUUAUACGGAACCACACCCUUCAAGGGCAAGAACCGUAACGCAACUUUUGCCAACAUUCUCCGAGACGAGGUACCGUUCCCAGAGGGUUCUGGUGCACCGCAAGUGUCAAAUCUUUGCAAAGCCAUCAUUCGCAAGCUGCUCAUCAAGGAUGAGACUCGCCGUCUCGGUUCACGUGCUGGUGCCUCGGAUAUCAAGAGUGCGCCAUUCUUCAAGACCACGCAAUGGGCGCUACUGCGUCACAUGAAACCUCCUAUUAUUCCCCACCAGGGCCAAGGCAUAGAAACGCCUAAUUUCCGAAACGUCAAGGAGUCCCAGAGUGUGGACAUUGGUGCUGCGAAAUCCAAGGGUGUGCCGCUAGACUCUGGCCUUGCUACACCCAUGGGCGAAGUAGCAGAUCCAUUUGAGGAGUUCAACAGUGUCACCCUCCAUCAUGAUGGAGAUGACCACCAUGACCACCAUCACGACUACAGCGAACACUCUGAUUACUCGCAAACCAACUCGCAUCGAUAG
Messenger RNA from Bipolaris maydis ATCC 48331, 1965 nucleotides. Its product is annotated as kinase-like domain-containing protein. The record is from RefSeq and is a predicted model, not a curated record. Gene Ontology annotation, cellular component: plasma membrane; cytoplasm; nucleus. Gene Ontology annotation, molecular function: ATP binding; protein serine/threonine kinase activity. NCBI's taxonomy places the organism in Eukaryota, Fungi, Ascomycota, Dothideomycetes, Pleosporales, Pleosporaceae. Gene Ontology annotation, biological process: protein phosphorylation.